GAAAAAAAAACCCUCCCGAAGGCGAAACAAAGCAAGGGUUUGUAGAGGCAGGCAGCCUUCAGCUCCUUCUUUACUCUUUGAAUUUCAAUGGGUAGUAGCAGUGCUGUAGAGAAAACGGAGAACGAGCUCCAACGAGAGAUCGAUGAGCUCCAUCGCCAGCAACGCCAGAUUUCGGAGCGCCUUCGUGAUCCUCGGGGACUUCGAAGGGGAGGCUUUUCCUCCGCCGCCGCCGCCGCCCCUCGAAACUUCGCUUCUAACGGUGCUCGUCAUCGCGGCUUUGUUCGACCGGCUGAUAGGAACGAGGCAGAAGAUCAACCUCCUGCGAAAAGGCGACUUUUAUCUGCUGUUGUUAAGGUGGAGGAGGAUGGAGAGAUCAUUGAGGAUCCUGCCAGAGCAGAGGAUGUGAAGAAGCAGCAAUUGGCUGAGGAAGGAAAUGUUGACCCUGCUAAAGGGACUCUGGCUGAUGGAAAGCCUGCCAUGUUAAGGCAAAGUGGUUGGUCUAGGAGAGAUGUCAAUCAAAGAGCAGUGAAGAGGGUGGUUGAAACUCCAGUGAUUGAGCCUGUUCCAAGGGUGUUACCCAAGAAUCAGGAUCCAAGCUUGGUUAGCAGAAACAAAAGAAUGCUGGGGCAACUCUUAGGUACUCUUGAGAAAUUCAGGAAAGAAGAUAUGAAACUUUCAGGCACUGAAGCAUUUAUACAAAGGUCAAAUGCCUUGCAAAGAGCUGAACAAAAAGCACGUGAAGAAAGUGAAAGGCUGAGGCAACAAGAGCGUGAACAAAUUGCUGAACAGAGGAAGAAAGAUCUGACUCUCAGAGCGCGUAUUGCUGCAAAGGCUGAAGAAAAGAAGUUGGAAUUGCUGUUUAUUCGCUGGAGUGAGCACCACAAAAAACUUAGCAAUUUUAUAAGUUUUAAUGUUUUCCUGUGUAUUGUUCUUCUGCUGCAGGUUAUUUUUAACUUUGGUCCAAGUGUCCAUAUUCACAAUUUUAUUGAGACGAAGAUAAGUUUCUGUUCAAGUGCUCACUUUGAUUGCUUGUGGGAUCUGUUUUUCAGGACCAAGGCAGAACCUCCGAUUUAUUAUCUGUUUAAAAAGCCGUUGGAAAAAGAUGCCACCUUACUUGACCAGCAAAGAGAACAGGCAUUUUUAGAAUGGAAAGCUGCUAGGAGAGAGGAAUUAUCUGAAUAUCAGAAGCAGAUUGGGGAUCAGCAUCUUGGCUAUGUGGAAAAGGAGUUGGAGAGGUGGCAAAAUGCAAGAAAAGCGAGGAGAGCGAACAAUGAUGCGAACUUGCAAGAAACAAUGGACAAAGAACUGGAUACCCACAGGCUUGAGCAUGGUCCCAAGACAAGAAAGAUACCUGGUGGAAGCAACAAUGAAGACGAGGAUGACGUGGAGGAUAUCAAUGUCGGGGAGGAUGACUUGAUGGAUGAUGUUCUGGUGGUUGAUGAUAACAGCAGGAGGGUUGAUGAGGUAGCCCAGCCUGAACCCAAUGAUACCAGCCCCCCCUCCUAAUCAGUAAUGAUUUAAGGCAUCAUGUUGCGUUCCUUAUAUCAGGUUAUUCUGUUGCUUAGUCUUUUUUGCUCUGUAUUUACUUGCUUUGGACUGGCUGUCACAUUGUUUAUUUCUCUCGUUAAUGUUAGAUCGUCAUGGUUUUUUUUUGUAUUAGGAUAGACUGGUUCUCUUGUUUCCCUUUUGAUAUUGUACUACCCGUGUCUCUAGAAAUGGUCAUUUUAUUUGGUGUAUUUUCUACAAUCAUCAAUGCGAAGCUGUAGAUGAAUAAUUGCAUGCGGUAAA
Populus trichocarpa (black cottonwood) is the source of this 1788-nucleotide messenger RNA. RefSeq lists its product as uncharacterized. The record is from RefSeq and is a predicted model, not a curated record. Gene Ontology annotation, cellular component: catalytic step 2 spliceosome. Lineage: Eukaryota; Viridiplantae; Streptophyta; Magnoliopsida; Malpighiales; Salicaceae.